AAAUAGACGUGAGCCAUCAAUCCAACGUCCCCCACUCGCUUGAUCGUUUUUGAUACACGCGCCUCGUCCCGGCGGCCAUCUCUCAUCUGUCUGACCGUACUUACACGCAUCAUGCCCUCCUCACGCGUCUGUCGACAACCGGCGCAUCUUCGCCGCUCUUUCUAUUUCCUCUCUUAUCUUCCUUUCCUUUCAAUACCCAUCUCCGAUUCCCUUGUUCACCACAAACCCUAUUGUCUCCUUUUACAUGGCCGAAGAAUUCACCGAUUCCCCUCUUCUUCUCAAGCCGUCUCCGUCUCAGCGGACCGUGCCCUUCAGAGAAGAUUGCUGGAGCGAGGAAGCUACUUCGACCCUCGUCGACGCAUGGGGCCGCCGAUUCAUGGAACUCAACCGUGGUAAUCUCAGGCAGAAUGAUUGGCAGGAGGUUUCCGAUAUCGUUAACUCUCUUCAUGGUCACACCAAGAAAUCUUACAGGACCGAUGUUCAGUGUAAGAAUCGGAUUGAUACUCUUAAGAAAAAGUAUAAGGUUGAGAAAGCUAGGGUUUCUGCAUCGAAUGGUGCCGUAACAAGCUCUUGGUCUUUCUAUUCUCGAAUGGAUACGCUGAUCGGAUCCGCUGUUUCUAAUAAGACGGGUCAUGGUUCUAAACCGGUGAAAUCGCCUCCAAUGGGUAUUCCUUUAACCUAUCGGAAACCGGUCACACCGAUUAACCAAGUCGCGGUGCUUCCUCAGAAGAGGCCGCUUGAUGAUUCGUAUUUCCGUAAAAACUACUCUGCUAUGGCUGCGGCCGCCGCUGCUGUGGAUGGGGUGGAGGAAGAAGAAUCAGAGGAUGAGGCUUCAUCACAAGAUUUUGGCUCGAGUGAGCAGAGUGGAGAAGGAGAUAGGGAUGGGGAGGCUGAAGGGAUGAGGAGUCUAGCGAGAGCUAUAGUGAGCUUUGGGGAGAUCUAUGAAAGGGUUGAGAGAGAGAAGCAGAGGCAGAUGAUUGAACUAGAGAAACAGAGAAUGCAAUUUACUAAGGACUUGGAAGUUCAAAGGAUGCAACUGUUCAUGGAUACUCAGGUUGAAGUUGUGAAAAUGAAGCAAGUCAAACGAUCAAACUCAAAUGAUAUCUAUAGCUAGCAAUGUCAGGAAGGAGGAUUUGAAGAUCAUGGUUAGGUGGAUUGGAUUUCCACCGGAUCUGAGGUCUUUUUUGGAGGAUAGUGGAUGAUGAAGCUGUUUUAAACUAUUUUUUUCUGCUAGAAUUUUUGUAUUUAAAUGGAUUUAUGGUCUAUUAUAUAGCAUUUAACUGUUUUUGGUGUAGCCUUUAUGGUUACUGGUUUGAAUCCUUUAUUGAGAAAGAGAAAUUUGCAACCAUUCA
This is a messenger RNA of Impatiens glandulifera, 1352 nucleotides long. Its product is annotated as trihelix transcription factor ASIL1-like. The coding region runs from base 245 to 1114 and encodes 289 amino acids. Gene Ontology annotation, cellular component: nucleus. The transcript is spliced from 2 exons. Lineage: Eukaryota; Viridiplantae; Streptophyta; Magnoliopsida; Ericales; Balsaminaceae. Gene Ontology annotation, molecular function: transcription cis-regulatory region binding. The record is from RefSeq and is a predicted model, not a curated record.